GCGAAAAGGCAAGCUGAGGCCACUAAAACAGAUAACGGCGCAGAGAGCCGAUAGCUCUCGGUACGCACAGGAAAAUAUGCGCGUUUUAAAAACAAAGAAGACGUCUGAACCAUAACACAGUCAAGAGUUAAAGGCGUUAUUUUCCCACCCGCCCCUCGUGAAAUUACAUUUCACGCAACAGGCUGCAAAACCAAUGUGGAGUCUAAGCUGAAGAACAGUACCACCUGUAACACCGUGCCCGUGCUUCCGACUUUCGUGCCGAUGCCGAGAAUGAAGAAGCAAAACGUCCGGACCUUGUCGCUCAUCCUCUGCAUGUUCUCCUACUUGCUGGUGGGCGCUGCGGUGUUUGACGCGCUGGAAUCUGAGUCGGAGAGCUCCCGUCGGCGCAUCUUGGAGCAGAAGCGCAACGAAAUGAAGAAGAAGUACCGCUUCUCCGAGGACGACUACCGCGAAAUCGAGAGAGUAGUGCUGCAAGCUGAGCCCCAUCGCGCCGGGAGACAGUGGAAAUUUGCUGGCUCUUUUUACUUUGCCAUAACAGUAAUCACUACCAUUGGUUAUGGACAUGCAGCCCCUGGAACAGAUGCUGGAAAGAUCUUCUGCAUGUUCUAUGCUGUACUCGGCAUUCCUCUCACUUUGGUUAUGUUCCAGAGCCUGGGAGAGAGGAUGAACACAUUUGUCCGCUAUCUCUUACAUAAGCUGAAACAAUGCCUGGGCUUUCGACGCACUGAGGUGUCCAUGGAGAACAUGGUCCUGGUGGGCUUUUUGUCCUGCAUCGGAACACUGUGUGUGGGCGCCGCAGCCUUUUCCCACUUUGAGGGAUGGAGCUUCUUCCAUGCUUACUACUACUGCUUCAUCACACUCACCACAAUUGGCUUUGGGGACUUUGUGGCUUUGCAGAAAAAAGAGGACCUCCAGGAGAAAACGCCCUAUGUCGCUUUCAGCUUUAUGUACAUUCUGGUAGGAUUAACUGUUAUCGGGGCAUUUCUUAAUUUAGUGGUGCUCCGUUUUCUCACCAUGAACACUGAGGAUGAGCGACGGGAUGCACAAGAAAGGGCUUCAAUGAAGAGAGACAGAGGCCUUUUGGAUGGGACCCUGGGCCUUGGUGUUUUAGGGGAACAAAGCAGAGAUAGCCACAGUGAGAGGAACAGGAGCAACAUGGUGCACAGCCAUAGCACACUUUUCCUCCCGAUGGAGGAAGGAACCAGUCGCACCAACCUCAUCUCUUCUCCGGUGGAUCAGGAAAGACGAAAAAGCCCCUGCAGGCACAGGUUGCAUUUCCAGAUAAAGGCAGGCAGAAGCAGACAGGAGUCGAGCCUUAGCUCCCUCUGUUCCUGCAUGUGCUACCGUUUAGAGAUUUGCGAUAGCCCUCUUAUGUCCCACAGUGAACAUCGUGGCUGCCACGUUAAUUCUGUUUAUUACAACUCAGUUUCCUACAGGAUUCAGGGCUGUUCACCAAGUUCCAGGGACAACACUGGACUAACUUCGCCAGGAAGCAGGAUCUCACUUGGCCAUAGUUUCCGGGAGUUCCCUCAUUUACGAAGAAAGUCAGUAUAAGGAGCAUUAUUGUGUUUGCACAAACUGUAAACAGUAUUUUCAGAGACACUGUAUUUUGUGUUACUUCUCCUUUGUGCAUGAAGACAAUAGUUCUGUUUAGUAAAUAAGUUGUCUGUUGUGGCUAUUGAAAAUAAUUUUAUUUCUAAAGCGAGAAGGAUUUUUUUCUUUUUUUCUUUACUUUCACUGUUUUUUUUUCUGUUGGUGAUUCUGCUGUUUUGCAUGCAUGUUAGGCACAGUGCAGUGCAUGCUAAAGAGAAUGUAUAGCACAAAAGGUGACUGCACGAGUGCCAUGUAAAGAUGUAAAAAGUCAGCCUUUUUAACCUACACUUUUAAUCAAAAGUAUUUUGGCUAUGAGGGUUAUGACUGUAUAACUGUUUGGUGAAGAUAUGUGAACAAUCCUCAGUGGAAUUUGCUCCUGGUUUGGAGAGAAUUUAAUUUUUCGUGCCAUAGAUGGAAGAUGUCAUAAAAAAAUAAAAUAAAAUUCCCCACUUGCCCCUGUGGGCGGCCAAUCCUUCAAGCUCGGGUCCUCUACCAGAGGCCUGGGAGCUUGAGGGUCCUGCGCAGUAUCUUAGCUGUUCCCAGGACUGCGCUCUU
This is a messenger RNA of Haplochromis burtoni (Burton's mouthbrooder), 2148 nucleotides long. It is a transcript of the gene kcnk15, whose product is annotated as potassium channel, subfamily K, member 15. Lineage: Eukaryota; Metazoa; Chordata; Actinopteri; Cichliformes; Cichlidae. The transcript has 2 exons. Gene Ontology annotation, cellular component: membrane. Gene Ontology annotation, molecular function: potassium ion leak channel activity. The coding region runs from base 262 to 1554 and encodes 430 amino acids. Gene Ontology annotation, biological process: potassium ion transmembrane transport; stabilization of membrane potential. The record is from RefSeq and is a predicted model, not a curated record.